AUGGCUCCCAAGAAGCCCGAGCCUAAGAAGGCCGAGCCUAAGAAGGAAGAACCCAAACCGGCGCCUAAACCGGCGGAACCAGAACCCAAAAAAGAAGUGGAGUUCAACCCGGCUUCGGUCAAGGUGGAGUUCACCCCUGACCAGAUCGAAGAAUUUAAGGAAGCGUUUUCCCUCUUCGACCGGACCCCGAAAUCGGAGAUGAAAAUCACUUAUGCCCAGUGUGGGGACGUCCUGAGAGCUCUGGGGCAGAACCCAACCCAGGCUGAGGUCAUGAAGCUGCUGGGCAGACCCAAACCAGAAGAGAUGAACUCCAAGAUGAUUGACUUCGAGACCUUCCUGCCCAUGCUGCAGCACAUCGCCAAGACCAAGGACACCGGCACCUACGAGGACUUCGUGGAGGGGCUGCGGGUCUUCGACAAGGAGGGCAACGGGACAGUCAUGGGGGCCGAGCUGCGCCACGUCCUGGCCACCCUGGGGGAGCGGCUGACGGAGGAGGAGGUCGAUAAACUGAUGGCAGGGCAGGAAGAUGCCAACGGCUGCAUCAACUACGAAGCUUUUGUGAAACACAUCAUGGCCAACUGAAUCCCAGGAUGAGAAGCACCCAGAUUCCCUCAGAAUUCCAUGGCCUGGAAUGUCUCCUCAUUUCCCAGCCCAGAUUCCCACCUCAGAGCCACAGAAGGAGAUUUUUUUGGAGCCCUGAAGAUGUUUUGGUUGGUUGGUUGGCCUUGUUUCCUGCUGGGAAGAGGGUGAUCCCUGUGGAGCUUUGAGACACUCAGGAAGCUGAAGGAACUGGAAUCUGAGCAAUGAACACCUGGGAAUUGUUUGGGAUACAGGAUGUGAACAGCAGUGCAAAACUGAGUGAGAAAGGGAAUCAU
Molecule: messenger RNA, 875 nt
Organism: Myiozetetes cayanensis
Lineage: Eukaryota; Metazoa; Chordata; Aves; Passeriformes; Tyrannidae
Gene: MYL3
Product: myosin light chain 3
Exons: 7
Coding region: 1-582 (193 amino acids)
Cellular component (GO): myosin II complex
Molecular function (GO): calcium ion binding
Source: RefSeq, a predicted model, not a curated record